AUGUCAGACAUCCACUCAACCGCCUUCAGGUAUGAAGCGGUUUGUACUGAGAUGGGCAUCGACGUGAACCCCUAUGUUAUAUUGAUGUUUGAUAAAGAAAAAGAAGAUGCUGUAUUUGAGUUUAAGGAAUCAAUGGACCUGUACCUGGCAGGCAACAACAAGCUCCUGACAGACAAACGUCUUGUGGAUUCAGAUGCUGAGGCACUGUAUAAAACCUUGUGUAAUAACACAUAUGUCCAAGGUCUGGAUCUCCGCUACAACAACUUAACAAAUGUGGGCGCCAAACACAUUGCCAAACUGCUUGAGGAAACAGUAACACUGAAGUAUUUGAACUUGAUGUGUAAUGACAUUGAGGCAGAGGGAGCUGAAGCCAUAGCCAAGGCCUUACAUAGAAAUGAGAGUUUGCAAAUGCUUAGAUUAAAUGGAAACAAGAUUGGAAACAGAGGAGGGAUGUGUUUUGCUCAGAUGUUACAAGUGAAUAAGACUUUGGAGGCCUUAGACCUGGGUGAUACAGACUUGACAAUCGAGGCAGUCAUUGCACUCCCAACAGUCCUCUACAGAAACAGCACACUCAAGGCCCUCAAUGUAAACAGACCUCUCCUGUUCAGCUGUCAGGAGGAGACAACUGUUCACUUUGCCAAAAUGCUCAAAGUGAAUACAUCUUUAGAAGAACUCCACCUACAGAAGUAUGAUAUGAGGGACUUUGGAGUUACACGUUUAGCUGAAAAUUUGAUGGAAAAUAUGACAUUCACCUACCUAAAUCUCAGUUGCAAUAGAAUCACUCGAGAUGGAACAAAAGAACUUGCCAAAGUUUUAAAGAACAACACAUCAAUCAAAGUUCUGGAUCUCGGAUUUAAUAGAUUGGAAGACGAUGGUGCUCUUCACUUGGCUGAGGCGAUCGCUACUUACAACACCACGCUAGAGACUUUAGUGGUGGCGAGCAACAAUAUUGGAAACAAGGGCCUGUGUGCCCUGGCUGAUGCCAUGAAGACCAACACUACCCUCUCAAGUAUAUUCAUCUGGGGAAACACACUGGAAGAGCCUGCCUGUAUUGCGUUUGCCAGUUUGCUGGAGACUGGACGACUUAAGCCCGAGAACACUGAUGUGCAGGCCUAUGUUGUAGAUGGUGUGACAAAACUAUGUGAACAGAGUAACCAAAUCCGUCGCCAUUAUUACUGGGCCCCGAACUAUGGCAGUGAUGUACCCUCCUGGCAACCAAGGGGAAAGAAUCCUCGCGGCUCUGAUGUCGUCAUCAUGAAGAACCUAACAGUGUACUGAUCUUCGCGAGUUGGAUGUUGUCAUCAUGAAAAUCCUGUACACAGAUCCUCACAGCUCUGAUAUUGCCAUCGUAAAAAACCGAAAUAUGUACGAUAUUGGUUGGGAUAAAAUGAAAUUACUUUUUCCUGAAAAUCCAUUUAUUGUUAUUUCAGUGAUUUUUAGAGUUAAUAAACCAGAAAAAUUGUGACAUACUCGUGAAACUACACAAUUUAUGCACCCAUUAAGAUUUUAAAAAUUAUCAAAAAUACUGGUCUUAAUAUAUACAAAGAAUGAAAAUCAAUUAAUGAUUUAUCUAAACACCAUAAUUUUAUGGAAUCUUUCCACCUCCUAAUGGAAUACCAUUGUUCUAUGAUUAUGAUUCAGGUGGCUAUCUCGGUUUGUCAGUGGCAGACAAUUGAGAAAUGAAGAUUUUAACAAAACUUUCAGUGUCAAAUAUAUCCAAAAUCAUGAAUAUGAUGUUUGUAUGAGAACACUGCAUGUUUUCUUGUGUUAAGCCAAGAACUAUUCUGUGAUAUUUUCUCACAAGUGUGAGUGUUAAUCUAGAAAACCUAAUGGAAAAUAAGACACACAAUUUCAAAACAGAUUUGAUGUUUGUCUUAGUAUAUAUGUUACUGUAAACACAACCAUUUUAUCAUUAAUGGCCCUUUUAUCAUAUCUGUAUUGAAAAGUGAUUAGUUAUCAGCAUUUUGACAUUUACUGAAGAUGUUUUAUUCUAUAUAAUGGCUACUCCACGAGACCCAAAACAAUAAAAGGAAAAUAUUUA
Messenger RNA from Ylistrum balloti, 2041 nucleotides. RefSeq names its product leucine-rich repeat-containing protein 34-like. The record is from RefSeq and is a predicted model, not a curated record. NCBI's taxonomy places the organism in Eukaryota, Metazoa, Mollusca, Bivalvia, Pectinida, Pectinidae. Bases 1 to 1278 code for a protein of 425 amino acids. Gene Ontology annotation, molecular function: protein binding. The transcript is spliced from 9 exons.